Schistocerca serialis cubense is the source of this 1785-nucleotide messenger RNA. Its product is annotated as sodium/hydrogen exchanger 9B2-like. The record is from RefSeq and is a predicted model, not a curated record. Bases 1 to 1785 code for a protein of 594 amino acids. NCBI's taxonomy places the organism in Eukaryota, Metazoa, Arthropoda, Insecta, Orthoptera, Acrididae. Gene Ontology annotation, cellular component: membrane. Gene Ontology annotation, biological process: proton transmembrane transport. The transcript is spliced from 11 exons. Gene Ontology annotation, molecular function: antiporter activity.
AUGAUAGCAGCAUACAAAAACUCAGUUUUGGAGGCGCACGAGCCGCCUAGCGACUGCAGGCGACAGCCACGAGGCUCGAUCCAGGAGCCGCCGCUGCCACCGCCUCCGACGGAGGAUCCUCCACGCAGGUGGCGGUGGUUCCCCCUACAUGCGGCCACUCUACCUUCCCAGUCGCAGUCCUGCCACAACACGCCAGCGCGGACCCUGCCGCAGUGCUGCCAACAAGCCUGGGCCGGGCGUCCCUCGUACCGCCAGGUGGCCCGCUUCUUCGCGCUCUUCGUGCUGACGGUGCUUGCGUGGGCCAUCGCCUACAGCAUCGCCGGACCACACGCGGCUCCAGGCGGACAACUGUUCGGGCUGGCGGUGCUGGUCCUGGGCGCUCACCUUGGCGGACAGUUGGCAGCCCUGCUGAGGUUGCCCAGUCUGCUCGGGAUGAUGCUCGUGGGCAUGGCUCUGCAGAACCUUCACCUGAUCGACCUGGGUGGAUCUUACACAUACGUCUGCGCCGUGCUCAGGCACUUGGCGCUGGUGAUGAUACUGGUCCGCGCUGGUCUAGAUUUGGAGGCGCCAGCGCUGCGCCGGCUGGCGCCACACGUGGUCAAGUUGGCAGCCCUGCCCUGGGCUGUGGAGUGCACGGCUGUCGCUGCCACGACACACUUCCUGCUGGGCCUGCCCUGGAUGUGGGGCUUCCUCGUGGGGAGCGCUGUGUCGGCGGUGGCGCCUGCCGUGGUGGUGCCCAGCCUGCUGCGACUCCGUGCUCGCGGCUACGGGGCCGCCAAGGCCAUCCCCACGCUCAUCAUCGCCGUCUCCGCCAUCGACGACGGCGCCUCUGUCGCCAUCUUCGGCGUCAUCCUCAGCGUCAUCUUUUCGGAAGGUGGUCUGGCGUUCCGCAUCACACAGGGCCCCGCCUCCAUUCUCGGUGGUGUCGGCUUCGGCGUGCUGUGGGGGCUGUUGGCCCGGUGGGUCCCAGAGAAGGACGACCCGCUGGUGGUGCCUCUGCGGGUGCUGCUGCUGCUGUGUGGGGGCGUGGCCGCGGUGUUCGGCAGCGAAGCGCUGGGCGUGCCCGGCGCCGGGUCGCUGGGCUGCCUCACCGCCGCCUUCGUGUCGGGCAUCUCCUGGGAGGCGCUCGGCACGCGACCGGAGGAUAACCCAGUUGCUACAGCCUUUGAAAUAUUUUGGAUAAUAUUCGAACCGGCGCUGUUUGGAAUAACAGGUACCCAGAUAAAAUUUGAGGAAUUAACGGGAAACCUCGUUUCACUGUGCGUAGCCUGUAUCAUCACAGCUAUGGUGGUACGAAUACUGGCAACAAUGCUCUUGGGAAUUGGCAGUAAACUAAACCUCAAGGAAAAAAUUUUUGUCUCUUUAUCCUGGAUGGCGAAGGCUGCUGGUCAGGCCGCUCUGUGUUCACAAGCACUUCUCAAGGCAAAGGGUCCCGGAGGCUCAGAAGAGGAGGUUCGCUACGGGAAGUUAACUGAGCUCUUGUGCGUGCUGUCCAUCGUAAUUGCGGCACCACUGUGUGCCAUCAGCAUCAUCGUCUCUGGCCCUCACCUUCUGAAGAAGAUGGACACACCACCUCCAGAAACCUGGAGUAAGAGUGCACGGCCUUCAAUAAUGAUUAUGUCAAUAGCUGAAAGUGAAGAGGCACCACGUCCAGAAACUUGGAGUAAGAGUGCUAGGCCGUCAAUAAUGAUUGUGCCUAUAGCCGAAAAUGAGGAAGAGCAACAAGGAGAAGGGAAAGUUAGGAAGAGGGUGUCAAUAGACAACAAUGCCACAUCUGUGACCUAG